AUGAUAGGAAUUAAGAAUGAAGUGAACAGUAAUGAUAAGCGUAAAAGAAAGUUCGAUGGAGAGAAUAGAAACCAUUUUCACAAUAAAUAUAAUAAACCAAAUAAAGGGAACAAUAUUGGAAAUUAUGGGAAGAAAAAUGGAAGAGAAGUAGAAGGAGGAGGAAGCUCCUUCUACAACGAAAAUAGCAAGUACAUAUUUGAAGGAAGUGUGAAAAUAAAAAACAAGAGUAAGCACAUUUUUUACAACAAGGCCCAGGUGUUUAAUCGUGACAUGAGUAUAAUUUUGAUAAAAGCGUUAGAAAUAUAUUUAAAAAAUAAAAAUAAAGACAACGGAAAAAUUCUGUUCAGGGGAUUUAACAUCAUCGAAUUGUUAAGUGCAAGUGGAAUAAGAAGUAUAAGGUAUGUAAAGGAAUUAGGAGAAACCAUAAACCAUAUCAUUACAAAUGAUAUUGAUAAAUAUGCCUGUAAACAGAUAAGGAGAAACUUUAAAAGAAAUAAUAUUAAUAAGGAGAAGUAUACAAUUCUAUGUAAUGAUGCAAAUAGCGUUAUGAACAUACUUAAUGUUGACAAUAUUUAUUCGAAGAAGAGAAACACGAAAAAAUUAGAUAUUGGUUUUACCUACGUCAAUAGCAUAACGGAUUAUAACGACUACUUUAAGGAAGCUUUUAAAUUUUUAAAAUAUAUAUCAAAUUACAAUAGAGGCAAAGGAAACAACGAAGUUAAGGAGGGCAUGAAUGUUGAUAACCCCUCGCAUAAUAAUAAUGGUAAUAAAUCUUGUAACAACGGUAGGAGUAAUGUAGGCACAAAAAAUAAAUCUAUUGAGGAUGACCAUCAUUUAGAGGACAGUGACUCUACCGUGUUCUCUAGCAAUGAAGAAUCCUCCACCAAAAUUGAUAUGCUGCACGAGGAGAACGACAAAACAGUGUACGCAAAAGGGGCAAGCACAACACAAGCGAGGAAUGGGCCCGCCAAGGCAACAAUAAACGGUGGAACAGACAAUGAAGCAAACCACACAGAGACAAUCCCUUCCGGGGGAAAAAAGAACGGAGGAGAGAACCCCCCCCUCAGCGAAAGUAUGAUGGAUGAAAUUAUCCAAAGGAGCAAACUCUCGGAAAAGUACAUGUUCGAUAUAAUCGACAUAGACCCAUAUGGAUCGUCCAUAGAUUAUUUGGAAAGCUGCUUAAAAUAUGGAAGAAGCAAUUUCUUCAUAUUAAUAACGAAUACAGAUAUGAGAGUAUUGAAUGGAAAAUUUCCAGAUGUCUCCUUUUACAAAUAUAACAGUAUGAUAUUUAGCAAGAGAGUUCCUUACAAUAAGGAGUAUAGCAUAAGAGUAUUGUUUUACAAAAUAAAAACUAUCGCCUCCAAGUAUAAGAAAUGCGUUAUUCCAUUUUCCUCUCUUAAUAUUGAUUUUUACAUUCGCAUAUUAGUACAAGUUAUAGAUGAUACUUUACAGACCAAGGACCUCUGCACUGAUAGUGGGAUGGUUUAUCAGUGCAAUAGUUGUUCCAGCUUUCAUGUGAACCCCUUGGCAACGAAGAAGGAUAGGAAUCUGUCAGUAACCGAUAAUAGGAAAUACAACAAGAAGUGGAAACAGAACAAGCAUAAGGAUGGGGAAUUUUUAAACAACCAGAUGGAAGAAGAGAAGGAGGAUUCUCAAAUUGCAGGAAAUAUUCCAGAUGCACAGUUAGACCAUUUGCAUGAUGCUAAUAAGAAUUCUUAUGAAAAGGGAAAAUUCGCAUCUGAAAAUUUUGCGCACGACGCGACCCAUGGGGAUACAGUGGAUAAUGUGGAAGACGGAGUUAAUACGGUUGAUAAGGUACCAUGUGAUAACGUGGUAGAGAAAGGAGGUAAUUGUGAACAACUUACCAAUGGAGAUGAAGGGGGUGAUGUUGAAAAUGUUGCACAUAGCGAGUGCACAGAGAAUGCGGCUGUUGAUGUGAUGACUGGAGUUCCAUCUCCAAAGGAUCAACCAAUGCAAAACAAUCCCGGCUUAGGAAAUAAAUACAAAAGCGGAAAAUUAACCAUUUCUAACAAGUGUCUAGAAUGCGGAGGAGAAAUGCUGAUAGGUGGCCCCAUCUACAUCGGGAAGAUGCACAAUGCUGAGUUUAUUAACACGUGUAUAUCGUUACUGGAAAAUUUACAAAACUACAAUUUAAACACCAUCAAAUCGAGGGAUAGAAUAUUAAUAAAUUUCCGUUGCCUAAAACAAGAAAUAAAUAUUCCAUUGUAUUAUAAUUUGCCAGACCUAUUUAGAAAUUUUAGACUGUGCUCCAUUUCUAGAAAAUUGUUUGUAAACGCACUGCUAAAUUUGAAUUAUGAAGUAUCCUAUUUUCACAAGGAUCCAGAUAGUAUCAAGACUAAUGCUCCUAACAGUGUCUUUAUGGAUAUUUUUCGUGCCAUUAUUUAUAAAGUAAAUUCCAAAAAGAGAAAUCGCGAUACUGUGGAAAAGAAGGAGGAAGAAUUGAAUGCUCUAGACAAUAAGAAAAAGGAAGGCACUGAGGAAAGCUCGAAAAAAGUAUAUUCCAUAAAUACUAUAAAGGAUGAAAAGUUGAAGGAGAAAUUAUUGUCGUAUGAAUUUUUUAAAAAAAAUUCAACCAUUGACAAUAUUGAUAUUUCUGUCAAUAAUAAAGAGAAUACUGAUAAUGUGAAACUGUUCACCUUGAUGAACCCUGAGCCUUUUUGGGGUCCCAUGAAGAAGCACUAUGAGAAGAACUGA
This is a messenger RNA of Plasmodium knowlesi strain H, 2715 nucleotides long. RefSeq names its product tRNA (guanine(26)-N(2))-dimethyltransferase, putative. Gene Ontology annotation, biological process: tRNA N2-guanine methylation. Gene Ontology annotation, cellular component: nucleus. Gene Ontology annotation, molecular function: RNA binding. The transcript has a single exon. The record is from RefSeq and is a predicted model, not a curated record. The coding region runs from base 1 to 2715 and encodes 904 amino acids. Lineage: Eukaryota; Apicomplexa; Aconoidasida; Haemosporida; Plasmodiidae.